AGGAAAAUCAGAUUUGUACCCGUUACAUGGAACAAAUGGGUUUGUAUGAGAGCGGAGAUCUACGGGUGUGAUGAUGGAACGUCAGUAGAGACUAGGCUUGAGAAGAAAUUACGUGAGGUUGAAUCAAGGAAACUGGCGCUUGUUCCUUUGGUACCCAAAAAGAAAGUUGAAUUUGAUUGCGGUGACUAUGAAACAUGGGGACAUACCAACUACUUGAAAGUGAACCUAGACAAAGGAAAGAGUACUUGGUACCAGAAAGCAUACAAUGAAGACUUUGAACUGGUUGAAAAACGACUGACUUUAGCAACAAAUCAGUUUCCUAACGAUUUUGGCUCUCGUCAUUUCAUGUGUGUCGGUAGGACGCGGGAUGGUAUGGAAUUGUUUUGGCAACACCUGAUAGCUGCUCCAAGAGGUCCUCGAGCUCCCAAAUGGCUUUCUCCUAAUUCCAAGAUGACAACAAUGGAUUCAUCAGAUGUCCCGCAAAUUAUUGUAAUUCAACGUUUCGACCCGGCAUACGAUGGCGGUAUUCCUGUUUGGUCUGAGCCUGCAACAGUUUAUGCUAGCGGUAAUAUUGGUCAAAUUGCUGUCUACGUCAUUGGAAUACCAUAUUAUCCUAUCACUAUUCAUAACUGUUUGAUUGAAAAUCGCCUUCUCGAUUGGCACUUCACGAUUCUUGGAAACGUUCCAAAGAAUGACUACAGAGCAUGCUCACGCCUUGCUUUAUCACGUGGCUAUGAGUACAUGUCAGUACUUGGAGGAACGAACUGUUUAUCUAGCUGGUAUCUGCCGCUGGCCACAUCCCCACACAGAUUGCGAGACAAAGGCCAGUGUCGACUUUAUCCUAAAGUAUUCUUUAUAAAUGCCACAUUUGAAGAAUACCAGAUUACCUGGUCCAAAAAGAACCGAGAAUCAGAUGAUGACGACCAUUGGAUAAAACUUCAAUCUUACACUAUCAAACCAAGAUUCAAAACUAGUCCUCACAUUGCUACAAUCGGUGAUGAACCCAAUGAAUACACAGAGAAAAUGAAACGAUUCAGUGAUGGCGGUCGUUAUCGUACAUUUGAUAAACCACUUUUUGGUGAUACAUACACUGGGAGUCACGUGAUGGAAAUCAUGGAUAUGACCGUGGAGGAUCUUGGGAGUUACAAGUUUGAAGUUUUCGUACCAAGUAGAGGACUGAGGAACGAAGCAACAAUCGAGCUUCGCCACGAAAAGGAACCACAAAUAGAGUUACCUGCGUUUUACCAGGCAUGCGAGACCGUUCCUGGUCCAAUGACAGUCAAAGAGACAAACCGCGAUCUGAUCGAUCCUGAGGCUUGGACUGCACAGUGGUUUCUUACCCUUCUUGUUGGAUUUAAAGUUAAAUAUCGAUAUUCAUCUACAACAAGAUAUGACUACGUGACUAGUGGUAUAUGGAACGAAACAUUCACAUGGACCGAGCCCAGCCCAUAUGCAAAUGGUGAAAACUUCGAAGUGUUCGUGGAAAAUCGCUACGGAUUUGCAACAGCACUGGCACAAAUUGAUGUCUUUAAGAAAGAAGAAACUCCCGCUAUCAUGUGGAUUACUCCCUCGCCUUUUGAAGCUAUAGAGGGAAUCAACCAAAUACUAGAAGUCAAGAUAACAAAUGAAAAACAGCUGCAGUCGGUCAAAUGGUAUCACGAUGAUAGACCAAUAGAAUCAGCCACCGAUCGGUAUGGUCUUCCAGAAUCAUCAGCGGGAGUACACAAGAAGCUGAAACUAAUAAAAAUCGACGAUAAAACAAAGGGCAAAUAUAAAGUAAUAGUAGAAGGAAAAGCUUGUAGUUUUGAAAGAACAAUCGUUGUUAAAGUCAUAGUAAUUCCAAGAGUUUACUUCAACCCACGUGAAGACUUUAUCAUCGCUAAAGAUACAGAUAAAGAAGUUCUAUUUAAUGCAACUGUGAAAGGAGGAAACCCCAAACCAAAGAUUCAACAAAUGUCAUGGAAAAAAGGUUCAAAAACUCUAAUAUCUUCGUAUGGUGGAAGAAUUGCGCUCUAUUCCACACUAGACGAGMAUUUGAACUGGUUUAGUGUACUGAAAAUAAGACAACUGCGUCCUACAGAUUCUGGAGAGUAUAGUUUUGAGCUUGUAACAGGACCUGCACUUACCAAAAAGACCUGGAGACUGAGUGUCCGCUCAACAAAAUCUGACAUGCCGACACAGAAUACGACAAUUGCUGCAACAGCCCCUCAAUCUGCUGCCUCUAUACCUAAAAGCCAUUUCCUUAUUUCUAGGAUUCUGAAUUUCAUACCAGUGGUAUAUUAUUUUGUCAUGAAUAUUUGA
Molecule: messenger RNA, 2301 nt
Organism: Exaiptasia diaphana
Lineage: Eukaryota; Metazoa; Cnidaria; Anthozoa; Actiniaria; Aiptasiidae
Exons: 16
Coding region: 46-2301 (751 amino acids)
Source: RefSeq, a predicted model, not a curated record